AUGGGUCAAUCGCGACGUCCUGCCGGUGGUGAGAAGCGCAGUCGCGGCUUUGGCCGGUCCAAAGGAGAUGCCGACGUGGGCGACGGUCGAAAAGCCAGAGGAAAACCACAGGUCAAGAAGGCUGCCUUCGAGAGCACGAAGAAGAAGGAGAUUGGUGUCUCAGAUCUUACUCUGUUGAGCAAAGUGUCUAAUGAGGCGAUCAACGACAAUCUCAAAUUACGAUUUGAGAACAGAGAGAUUUAUACAUAUAUUGGCCAUGUCUUGGUCUCCGUCAACCCGUUCCGAGAUUUGGGUAUAUAUACCGACCAAGUGCUCGAUUCAUAUCGUGGCAAGAACCGACUCGAAGUCCCUCCGCACGUCUUCGCCGUCGCCGAAUCUGCAUACUAUAACAUGAAGGCUUACAAGGAUAAUCAAUGUGUCAUUAUCUCAGGAGAGUCCGGAGCCGGAAAGACGGAAGCCGCCAAACGACUGAUGCAGUAUAUCGCAAGUGUGUCAGGUGGUUCUGAUUCAUCUAUUCAGCAGACCAAAGAGAUGGUUCUAGCGACAAACCCUCUUUUGGAAUCAUUUGGUAAUGCAAAGACAUUGCGAAACAAUAACUCUUCGCGUUUCGGUAAAUAUUUGGAGUUGGAGUUUAAUGCUCAGGGUGAGCCGAUUGGAGCCACUAUCACAAAUUAUCUGUUGGAAAAGACGAGGGUGGUCGGACAGAUUACGAAUGAAAGAAACUUUCACAUUUUCUAUCAGCUUACAAAGGCUGCGCCCCAGGAGUAUAGAGAUAACUUCGGAAUCCAACAGCCCCAGUCGUAUCUUUACACGAGUCGCUCGAAAUGUUUCGAUGUGCAGGGCAUUGAUGAUGCUUCCGACUUCGCAGAGGUCAUUGAGGCCAUGCGAAUCAUUGGGUUAACACAGGGUGAAAAAGAUAACAUUUUCCGCAUGCUUGCUGCCAUCCUUUGGUUGGGUAACGUGCAAUUCACAGAAGAUGAUGAAUCCCACGCGACAAUCACCGAUCAAUCCACUGUCGAUUUCGUGGCAUAUCUUCUUGAAGUCGACUCAGCACAGGUCAACAAGGCCCUUACAAUUCGUGUCGUUGAGACUGCUCGCGGUGGUCGACGAGGCUCUAUAUAUGAGGUCCCGUUGAACAGAGUGCAAGCUAAUGCUGUGCGAGAUGCCUUGGCGAUGGCCAUUUAUUUCAAUCUCUUUGACUGGAUCGUCGACCGGUUGAAUCAAUCAUUAAAGGMAAAACAAGCCGUGACAAACUCAAUCGGAAUUCUUGAUAUUUACGGGUUCGAGAUCUUUGAAAAGAACUCUUUUGAACAAUUGUGCAUCAACUACGUGAACGAAAAACUACAACAAAUCUUCAUUCAAUUGACUCUGAAAGCCGAGCAGGAAGAGUACGCGCGGGAACAGAUUCAGUGGACGCCAAUCAAGUACUUCGAUAACAAGGUCGUCUGUUCUUUGAUCGAGGAUAAGCGACCCCCUGGUGUCUUUGCGGCGCUCAAUGACGCUUGCGCAACCGCACACGCCGAUUCGUCCGCAGCUGACCAGACAUUUGUUGGCCGUCUGAAUUUCCUGGGUCAGAAUCCCAACUUCGAAAAUCGACAAGGACAGUUUAUCAUCAAGCACUAUGCUGGUGAUGUCAGCUAUUCGGUGGAAGGGAUGACCGAUAAGAAUAAGGAUCAGCUGCUCAAGGAUCUACUCAAUCUGGUUGGAUCUUCAAGUAACGAUUUUGUGCAUGUUUUGUUCCCGAACCAAGUGAACCAGGACGACAAGCGACGUCCACCUACUGCCGGUGAUAAGAUCAAAGCUUCCGCAAACGACCUGGUAACUACGCUGAUGAAAUGCCAACCUUCUUAUAUUCGAACCAUUAAGCCUAAUGAGAACAAAUCGCCAAAUGAGUAUAAUGGUGCGAACGUGCUUCACCAGAUCAAGUAUCUCGGUCUACAAGAGAACGUUCGUAUUCGACGAGCCGGUUUUGCUUAUCGUCAGACGUUUGAUAAGUUUGUUGAGCGGUUCUAUUUAUUGUCAAAGCACACGUCGUACGCUGGUGAUUACACAUGGACGGGAGACGCGGAGUCUGGUGCCAAACAAAUCCUGAAGGACACCGGUAUUCCGGCUGAGGAAUAUCAGAUGGGUGUGACGAAGGCUUUCAUCAAAACUCCGGAAACUUUGUUUGCGCUCGAACAUAUGAGAGACCGCUACUGGCACAACAUGGCCAUUCGCAUCCAACGGGCAUGGCGCAACUACUUGCGGUACCGCAUUGAAUGUGCGAUCCGAAUCCAACGGUUCUGGCGUAGGGUGACUGGCGGCUUGGAAUUCAUCAAAGUGCGGGAUCAAGGUCACAAGCUGUUGCAGGGUAGGAAAGAACGUCGCCGUAUGAGUUUGCUUGGAUCUCGACGCUUCAUGGGUGAUUAUAUUGGCGUUGGAAAAAGCGGUGGUCCUGGCGAGAUUAUCCGCAGUAGCGCCGGCGUUAGUGCAUCUGACAAUAUUCUAUUUUCUUCGCGUUGCGAGCUUCUGGUGGCCAAAUUUGGUCGUUCCAGUAAGCCUAUGCCUCGUGUCCUUGUUUUGACUUCUCGCAAUAUCUAUAUCAUCGUUCAAGCGAUUGUCAACAACCAACUUUCCAUUUCAUCAGAGCGCACAAUUUCCCUCGGAGCUAUCAAGUAUAUUAGCACAACGAAUCUGAAGGACGACUGGUUCUCGAUAGUGGUUGGCUCCCAAGAACCCGAUCCGCUUCUAAACUGUGUUUUCAAGACUGAAUUCUUCACUCACCUGAAUACUGCUAUGAGGGGACAGUUGACCUUGAAGAUCGGGGAAUCAAUUGAAUAUAACAAGAAGCCUGGAAAACUGGCCACAGUCAAAGCUGUCAAGGACCCAGCUGUUCCUCGCGAUGAUGUGUACAAAAGUGGCAGCAUUCAUACAGGACCUGGCGAACCUCCUAGCUCAGUCUCUAAACCCACUCCACGACCCAAGCCAGUUGCUGCACGGCCAGUUACCAAGGGUAAACUCUUGCGCCCUGGUGGUCCCAAUGGUGGUCCUUCUAAGCUUAGUGGUAACCGACCGAACGGCACUACUCCACGACCUGUACCGACACCCCAAGCUCUUCCUGCGGCUACUCCCCAGCCAGCAGCCGCUCAACGUAUCGUACCUCAGCCAAUCGCAGCCGUUGCGGCCUCGCAUAAUCGUACAACAUCUCAGGCGUCUGUCCGUGCUCCUCCACCACCACCUCCGGCACCUCCCGCGGCGGCCCCAGCAGCUCCCAAGAAACCUUCCGCCAAGGUGUUGUACGAUUUCUCCAGUGACCGGCCUAACGAGCUUACAAUCCAUGCGGGAGAGAUCAUCCAGAUUGUCUCCAAGGAAGGAAAUGGAUGGUGGUUAUGCAUGAACACAACAACAUCCGCCCAAGGAUGGACACCAGAAGCCUACCUCGAAGAAAUUGCAAUCGUAGCAGCUAAACCCACCCCGCCACCUCCACCUCCUGUGGCGCCUAAAGCUGCUCCCAAUGGUAACGCGGCCGCAGCAGCAAAGGCCAAACCUGCACCUCCCGCACCUCCAGCAAAGAGACCCACUGCCGCUGGACGCAAGCCCCUGGCACCACCCACCCGUGACAGUGCUGUUAGCAUCAACUCACAGGAUUCCUCUGGAGGAGCUAGUGGUCGCGCGACGCCCAACAGUAGCUCAAAUGCUAGUUUGGCAGGAGGUCUAGCUGAGAUUCUGCGACAGCGACAAAGUGCUAUGCGUCCUUCGAAUGAGGAAGAGGAUGAUUGGUGA
This is a messenger RNA of Talaromyces amestolkiae, 3762 nucleotides long. RefSeq lists its product as uncharacterized. The record is from RefSeq and is a predicted model, not a curated record. Gene Ontology annotation, biological process: endocytosis; actin filament organization; vesicle transport along actin filament. The coding region runs from base 1 to 3762 and encodes 1253 amino acids. Lineage: Eukaryota; Fungi; Ascomycota; Eurotiomycetes; Eurotiales; Trichocomaceae. Gene Ontology annotation, molecular function: microfilament motor activity; actin filament binding; ATP binding. The transcript is spliced from 9 exons. Gene Ontology annotation, cellular component: vesicle; cell tip; cytoplasm.